ACUUUUGGGUCGGGUCGAUGUUGGAGGUGGGAAAUGCCCCAGUAACGGUCCACCGAAAGGUUCAGGGCGGAAGACAGCCGCAGAGCUUGUCUUUAAAGCAGGGUUUAAGCUCCCGCAGAGAACUCGGCUUUCGCUUGGAGCCCUAGCUGCUGCUUUGCUCUUCCUCUCUUUCCCUGUUUAUUUCCAAGAUGAAGCUUGUCAGGUUUCUGAUGAAGCUGAACAACGAGACCGUCUCGAUCGAGCUCAAGAACGGUACCGUCGUUCAUGGCACUAUCACAGGAGUGGAUAUAAGUAUGAAUACGCAUCUGAAGACGGUGAAGCUUACGUUGAAAGGGAAAAAUCCAGUUACCCUUGAUCACCUAAGCGUGAGAGGUAACAACAUUCGUUAUUAUAUCCUCCCUGACAGCUUAAACCUGGAGACUUUACUGGUUGAGGAAACACCUAGGGUCAAGCCCAAAAAGCCGACUGCAGGGAGACCUUUGGGACGUGGUCGUGGCCGUGGGCGUGGACGAGGUCGUGGCCGUGGCCGUUAACUCAUGUCACUCUCUUGUGAAUUUUUGCAGCAUCUGCUUUUGCACCAGUAGCCUGCUUGCAUGGAGAAUAGUUGAUUAAUUUCCAAGCAUCAGGCCAGCAGGACUGUUUGUUUGUGGGAAAUUAUCAUUACAAGGCUCGUGUUCUGGGUUCUUAUCUUUCACCAUUACGUUGUUCUGAGUAGAAAAGAUUCUUUUGGGAAACAAUGGCAUUAGAUAUUGUGACUCAUUUUUAUGUGGUCUGAUGUGAGUUGAGGCUGCCCCAUAUGGUUCGAUGUUGAUUUGUCACCUUUGUUGAUAACUGUGUUGUUUCCGAUUUGUUAUAUAGACGUUGUGUUGUUGCUUUGGUUAACUUUCAACCAUAUGGCGUGAUGUACCGU
Messenger RNA from Elaeis guineensis (African oil palm), 910 nucleotides. RefSeq names its product small nuclear ribonucleoprotein SmD1a. The record is from RefSeq and is a predicted model, not a curated record. Gene Ontology annotation, biological process: spliceosomal snRNP assembly; RNA processing. Gene Ontology annotation, molecular function: RNA binding. Lineage: Eukaryota; Viridiplantae; Streptophyta; Magnoliopsida; Arecales; Arecaceae.